AUGUCACAUGUCUACUCUUUAGAUAACAGCAUCAAUAGCUUUUUUGAAGCACAAUCUGCCACGCGCCGAGAAUGCGACGAGAUGGCCCUCAAACUUGUCGGUGGCCAAAUAAAACCUAGCCCAAUUCAAGGUGCCUUUAGCUAUACCGUCAUAGCUGGAGCAGCCCAGUCGAAGAUAGUGCAAUUCAGAGCCCAAUCUUCGCUUCUUGAUAUGGAUGCUUUAAGUCUCGCUCAUCGGAUUCAUCCACAGACUGUUGUGCCUGUCACAUUUCACAAUACAAUUGGUGACGAGGAGAGUUCACCUCUUACGGUAUAUGUUAUGGACAGGAUUUCCGGAGUUACUAUUAUCGAAGCGGGAAUGAUCAACGAAGAUACCGAGGGAGAUAGACUUGUAGCUGAGUCGGGGAGAAUUAACACGAUUAAAGAUUUUGCGCGGUUUUUCGCCGAAGCAUGGAAAUCCCCACAACCUCUAUCCGUAUCCCAAAGAACGGCCAUUCAUCUCCAACAAACCCAAGAUUUAGAACACCUCAUCAACUCACUGCCAUCACACUUCACUGACACCUUUGUACAACUUCAACAGGACUUGCAGCUUCUGUUUGCAGAUGAGUUUCCAGCAGUACUCAGGCAUGAUGAUCUCUGUGAGCUGAACAUUCUUGUCGACCCAGAAACUGGAAGCAUUACGAGGAUUAUCGACUGGGCCGAUGCCAGUAUCCUUCCGUUUGGCUGUGAUCUUUACGGUGUACUAAAUGUAAUGGGGUGGAUGGAUAUGGAUGGGUGGCGCUGGCAUAAUAACCACCGCGAAUUGGAGAAAACGUUCUGGAAUACCUUUCAAGAGGAGAUUGGAGGUAUAGACGAAGGACAGAGGGAGAGGAUUAGGAUUGCCAGUGUACUGGGAAUCUUUUUACGGUAUGGGUUUACGUGGGAUAUGGAAAUGAGAAAACGACCGAUCGUAGUGGGAGAUGGAUCAUUUAAGUAUUUGAAUGCGUUUGUGGGGGGGAGUGGGGAGGGGAUGUUUGGGGUUAGAGGGUUGUAG
Molecule: messenger RNA, 1032 nt
Organism: Glarea lozoyensis ATCC 20868
Lineage: Eukaryota; Fungi; Ascomycota; Leotiomycetes; Helotiales; Helotiaceae
Product: Protein kinase-like (PK-like)
Exons: 2
Coding region: 1-1032 (343 amino acids)
Source: RefSeq, a predicted model, not a curated record